Messenger RNA from Phytophthora nicotianae INRA-310, 1026 nucleotides. RefSeq lists its product as hypothetical. NCBI's taxonomy places the organism in Eukaryota, Oomycota, Peronosporomycetes, Peronosporales, Peronosporaceae. The coding region runs from base 49 to 960 and encodes 303 amino acids. The record is from RefSeq and is a predicted model, not a curated record. The transcript has 2 exons.
CAUAUUUUGCAGUGUGAACUAGAAAGGUACAGUCAGUUUAGAGUUAAAAUGGGGGAGCGUCUUGUGGUGACGCUGGUGUUCGCUCAUGGCUGCGGGUUCUCGAAGGAAAUGUGGACGCCGGUGCUUCGUCGACUGAAGGAAUUUCCCGUCGCUCAGCGUGUGGGGACGAAGUUCGUAGCCUUUGACUUUCCCUACCACGGAAGUCGAAGUGACAAACAGUUAGCGGAGACUUUGAAGGUCGAUACGAGCAACCUCAAAGCCCCGAGAGUCACAGGAACCGACUGUGACGACGUCAAGAACUGGUACUUGAAGGCAAUGCCCGAACAGGUAGGAAAGCUACGAAGGAAGUCAACAGAUUUCCUCGUAGGUGUCGGCUUCUCCAUGGGAUCUGGGGCACUUUGGACGAUGGAAAUCGCGCAUCCAGGCACCUUUGACGCGCUGAUCCUCUUUGAGCCGGCGAUGGAUACAAAAACUCCGAGAACUGAUACCGUGCGCUCGUAUCUCGUGGCAUCGGCACUUCGACGUCCUUCGGUGUGGCCAUCGCGUGCUGCGGCUAAAGAAUACUUCUCAACGUCCGAUGGAUUCGCUUCGUGGGACCGCGAAGUAUUGGCAGCGCAUCUGAGCGGCGCACUAUUGGACCAACCUGAUGGAUCUGUCACGCUAGCGUGUGACCCGCGGCUUGAAGCCUUGCUCUACUCUAUGAAGGCGCUUCAUUUCUCCGACGCAGAGCUGCAGCGUCCUAAAUGUCGAAUCUACUUGCACUGGGGCAGUCGCUCUCAAAUGUGCUUUGAGAAGAACCUCAAAGCAAUUGAGAAAAAGUGCCCCAACAUCUACAAAGUGCGUGAAGCGAUGCCAGGUCUUAAACACUUGGUCGUCAUGGAGAACCCUGCGCUUACAGCUGCAAAUAUCGCCCAAGAACUGGCGCAGUUCGCUCCAUACACACAGACUUCUAGGCUGUAGGUCCUGUCCUUACCAACUUGAAGUGGCCAAACAAACAAAAAUAAUAAUUCACGUCAGCAUUUUUCA